AUGACCGAACUCCAAUUGGACCCACAUCCAGACGAGCGGACUAAAAUGCCCGAUGUCGCACCAAAGUCGCAGCUGUCCAUCAGACCUAUAGUAGAGCAUUUCGGCUUAGCGGGUCCCGCAGUUCAGAAGAUCAGGUUUCUUCAUCCAGGAUAUCCUGAUAACGAGAAUGUCUUACUUAUCUUUCCUGCCCUCGACUCCGGAGGCAUACAUCAUGGCACUGCGCGUGUCGCUUGUGCUAUCCUAGCCAAGUGUAAAUGGGAAGGAUAUUUUUCAACAACGCGAGAUGGUCCUAGGAUUACUCUUGAUAUGGAUGAGAUCCUGACAAACCCAAUCUACUACUUCCGGAUUGAUGGAGACGCGGAUUAUGCCAUCACCCCAUCCUUCGACAAUUUCACUUUCCCGGAGACAUUACCCGACUACUGGCGCGAGGCACCAAUUUAG
This is a messenger RNA of Aspergillus steynii IBT 23096, 441 nucleotides long. RefSeq lists its product as uncharacterized. Lineage: Eukaryota; Fungi; Ascomycota; Eurotiomycetes; Eurotiales; Aspergillaceae. The transcript is spliced from 2 exons. The record is from RefSeq and is a predicted model, not a curated record. Bases 1 to 441 code for a protein of 146 amino acids.